Molecule: messenger RNA, 7471 nt
Organism: Galleria mellonella (greater wax moth)
Lineage: Eukaryota; Metazoa; Arthropoda; Insecta; Lepidoptera; Pyralidae
Product: irregular chiasm C-roughest protein-like
Exons: 22
Coding region: 536-3325 (929 amino acids)
Biological process (GO): cell-cell adhesion
Cellular component (GO): cell-cell junction
Molecular function (GO): cell adhesion molecule binding
Source: RefSeq, a predicted model, not a curated record
UGAUUGACAUAAAGGUAUUAAAAUGACUACUAUAUUUGGAUAUUAUCGAAUUCUACUUUCUACCGUUGGGCGGGAAAAUGUGUUCGGCCGACAGUAACCUGCCAGGCUUCACGCCUCGCGGACGACAAACGCGCGCAUUCUGAUCAAUACAAUUCAAAUAUCGAAUACCGGGAACGCUCUUCGUAGUUUUUAAUUAUUUUUUUUUAAAUAUGACUUUUAGUGCAUCGGAAUUUUAUUGCAAAAUAACCUUUGACAAGAUUUUUUUUUAAUAUCGUAAACGUUUUUAGUCAUUCGGAAAUUGAAUUUGAAAUAAUUUUUUAUUUUUUUUUUCGUGAAAUAGACAUAUGUAAUUUUUUUUUAUUAUACUUUAAGCUUAGUGCUGAUAUUUUAGUGUAACUGAACUUUUUUAUAUGGAUUUUUGCUUAGAUUUUUAAUGAUCUGAAAACAUGUGCCACGGAUUGGAGAAAUAGUUUGUAAAAAAUAUUGUUUAAUGCCAUCGACAUAUGGCUUCAAUGAGUUCAUUUAACAAUACAAUAUGGAAGAUCAUGCAAAUACGAAUACAACUGAACGAGAAGAUGUGUAUAAUAUAUCAAAUGAAAUUACAGAUAACAAAAAUAAAGAAAAUGAGAUAACAAAUGCGAAAGGCAUAAAAAAGAAACAAAUAAUGGGGCCAAAUAAAAUAUUUGGUGAUUUAAAGAAUAAUAGAAGGAAUUUAAAACAUAGAACAAGAAUUACUAGUAGGAAUGCUAACACGCUGUUCCUUUUAUUAAGGAUGGUAUUGGACAUCAAUGUUUUAGUGCAGAAGUGUGUUGUGCUGUGUCUGAUGGUGAAUUGUGUUAGUGGAUUUAAGGAGCAAAAGUUUGCAAUCGAACCGCAAGAUCAGAGUGCCGUAGUAGGCUCCAGAGUAAUCCUGCCCUGCAGAGUUGUCAGUAAGGCUGGUCAGCUACAGUGGACGAAGGACGACUUUGGCCUCGGCACGCAUAGAUAUUUGACUGGCUAUGACCGAUACAAGAUGAUUGGUAGUGAUGAAGAAGGGGACUAUUCCUUGGACAUAAGAGAAGUGGCUUUGGAAGACGACGCAUUAUAUCAGUGUCAAGUUAGCUCAGGACCUAGAGGUGAACAAGCAAUUCGAUCCAGAUACGCCAGGCUGAUUGUUCUAAUGCCACCUGAACCACCGAAGAUCCUCCAAGGUCCAAUUCUACAAGCAAUAGAAGAUAGAGAAGUCAAUUUGGAAUGCGUAUCAGUAGGGGGAAAGCCUGCUGCUGAGAUCACAUGGGUGGACAACGAAGGUGGCGUUUUGACUCAGGGUGUUACUUACACCACAGAACCGAUGUCUGACGGCAGGAGGAACACUGCAAGGUCCGUCCUUCAUUUUCGUCCACGGCGACAUCACCAUAAUCAAACGAUCACAUGCCAAGCCCAGAACACAGCUGAUAGGGCGUAUAGAGCUGCCACAAUAAGACUACAGGUACAAUAUGCACCAAAAGUCCGAAUGUUCAUAAAAUCUGGAAACAUAAAGGGUCAAAUACAGGAAGGAGACACAUUGAUUAUGGGUUGCCAAGGAAGUGCGAAUCCCACCAACCUCACCUACAAGUGGUACAUCAACAAUAAUCAGAUUGUGGGCACAGUCAACAACGAACUGAUACUAAAGAAUAUUUCCCGCAAGUACAAUGACGCUACAAUCAGAUGUGAAGUGUUCAAUGCGGUGGGAAAGAGUGCUGAAACGAAAACCAUAGAAGUGGCAUAUGGACCAUCUUUCAAAAUAAGACCACAGAACGUAGAAGGCGAGUCUGGAUCGACAGCGACACUCACUUGUAUGGUAGACGGUCAUCCACCAGCCAAAAUAUUAUGGUUACGAUAUGACAAUGAACAUGUUAUUAGGGUGGGGAAAUCUUCAAAUUUGACUGUAAAGAUAACGAAAGAAACCGCCGGCCAGUAUUGGUGUCGAGCUAGCGUCGACCAUUACCAAGAUAUCGAGGCUUCCGCCAUGGUGUAUGUAAGAGGUGCACCAAAAAUAACUUCCAAUGAAACACAAUAUGGGGUAGAGGGGGACAGUGUAAGAGUGGAAUGUGUCUCAUUCUCUAUUCCUAAACCAGACUACAUUAUGUGGACGUUUGCCGGUGGCGAGAUUAAUACAUUCCAUAAUCAAGAAUAUGCGUUCCUAGAAGAAACAUUAGCUGAUAGUCUUACAAAAUCAACAUUGAUUAUAAGGAAAAGCGAAGCGAAGCAUUUUGGAAAAUAUAAUUGUACGGUUACCAACGAGUACGGGAUGGACAGUAUAGAAAUAAAUUUAGUACCAGAUAAAUCUCUGCCAAUAUUCCUUAUCAUAACAGCAUGUGCCACUGUUCUAACAGUUGUUCUCAUAAUAAUGCUCAUUGUAAUGCUGUGUCAUCGAAGAACAAGUAAGUCAGAUGAAAAGAAACCAGAUAUCACUGACAUAGGGAAGACUUGCGCCGAUCAGUUCAAGGACAGCGAUAGAAAUUCGAAUAUCAGCGAUCUGAAGCUAGAAUUGAGGCAGGUGGAAGGUAGCUGUGGUUUGGAUAAUUCAAAUAACGGCUCCGAGACCGACCUCCAUCCGAGUCUUCAUCUGACUUCGAACCUUGGACUGCCGUUAGCUGGACCCGUGUCAUUACCUGAUAAUGGAUAUGACAAUGAGCUUAUGAAACAGUAUCAGAGAUAUAGCGGGGAUUUUAACCAACCUAUAAGCAACUUACAUUGUAAGACCCAAGGCCAGAGCAACGGUUAUGUACCUUACGUGGAUUAUUCAAGAGAUUACGCCCCUCCAAUGCCAUCGGAGUCCCAGAGUGGAUCAUUGUCCAGGAGCAUGGACGGAUCUAUAUAUAUGAAUAACUGUGGGUCUCUUACCCACCAGACAAGCAGUGGACUCGCUGGAAUAAUUGGACCUGAUGUCAUACCUAUGCCGACUCUUGGUGUGAGCAUGUCUGGUGGUGUUGAUGUCAGAUACGCGGCUACAUAUGGAAACCCUUAUUUGAGAGGAAGCGGACCAUUGUCGUACGUGCAACAAGUGAAUACCAAUCCAUCAGCUAAGCCGGCGCCACCGCCCUACUACACCGCUAGAAACCAGAACAUCCACCCGAAUGUUGCAACAACGUCUCCAUCGUCAUCAUCAUCUUCUCGGCCUGUCACCAGUCCUUUGGCAUCAUCGUCAUCUACUAGUAGCGCUCAACCCCAAGUGCCUAAACUAUCUCCGUUAUCUUCGGGGGCCCUAUAUAUACUACCGCCGUCCAGCCAUGGAAAUCUCCAGUCCAAACAAAUUACUGCCAAAGGUAACGGAUCCCAGUUAACAAAUGGUACGCACGUGUAAAUUUAUAUGUAGACUUAAUUGUAACUAGUUAGAAAAAAAUUGUGAAUUAAUUAUACUUUAAGAUGCUAAGUAUGAAUUCAUUUAGACUCAUCUGUACGAAAAUUUAAUGUCAUUUGUCAAUUAGAUUAUGCUUGGUAACAUUUGUAUGAAGGCUUUGUUUAUAUAUUAAUUUCUUAUUUUGUUGUAAGGAAGAAUGUAAGAAACAAAAUAUAUUAUUUGUAUUAUUUUACUUGCCGUCGAUUCGAAAGUAUUGUUUGGAGCAAAAGAGCAGCUCAGAAUUUUUUUAUUUGUAUUUCAUGGACAAUUUCAGAAAAAAUAGGCUUUAUCAACCUUUUAAGGCUGUUAAAAACUACAGUAUUAAGGACACAGAAGUAAGUAUAGAAAAAAGGAUUAGCACUAUCUUUCCAUAUUUAUACAAAAACUUCAUUAACCCAUGAAAAUAUGCUUGAAUGAAAAUGACUUGUAGUGCUUGAAUUUUUGGAGGCAAUACUUUAUCUAUGUAAUUUUGUGUACUGUCUGGAAUCCUAGCCUGUUUUUGAAUGGCAUUUACUUUGAUUUCCCUAUAGCAGUCUAUUCAUGAUAUUUAAAUAUAAUUGGACAAUACAAAAUAAUUACGUUUAAGAAUAUCAGAUAAUUUAAAAUGGUACAUUUAAUCUACUACGAAAGUAGAAAAGAUACGAGAGUCUUAUUAAUUUGAAAGACCACUUGCUUCUUACACAAUUUAUUUUUACGAAUACUUUACCGGUGUCUCAAAGGAUAUACUAUAAACGGGCGAAACUCAUUAUAAAUGAGUGUUAUUAUCCUUUGAGAAUAGCACAAAGAUAAAACCAGUCAGAUAUUAUAAUAUUAAAUUGAAAUUUAAAUCGUUUAAAAGUAAAAGUAUUCUUAAAGGGAAAUUAUUCAUUUAAAUAUUUAACUAUAAUAUCAUAAAAAAUAAUAUCAAAAAAUGAAUUUAUUUAAUAAUUAAAUUAAUUUUAAAUAUACCUUAUAUUCUAAAAAAUUCCUCAUAAUUGAUAAUUUUUAUUCAGAAUAAUCUAAAUAUCGAUCAGCCUAUUCAUAGUACAGAUAUGAAUGAUUUCCAAUUAUAUCGAUUAUAAUCGAUCGUAACGUGCAAUAUUACAGAUCGUAUCGAUUAUAUCGUUAGUGAGCACGGAACAAUACUAUCGAUUAAAUUGUCUAAUAUUUUUCUUAAGAAAAAUAAUUGUUUAUUUUCUUUAAAAUGUUUAUAAUUCUGUAAUAUAACGAUUAGGUUAUAAAAAUAUUACUCAAACUUAUUUCCUAAAGUUAUAUUUAAGCCAAUAUGUCUAUUUGAAAUGUGAUUUGCCUUAUAAAGACAAAUUAUUGAAUGUUAUAUUAAGUGACGAUCAAUAAAAUAAAUUGCUAUUAAAUUAUAUGAAAUAAAUUUAUACAGGUGAAGUAAAAAAUAUUAGCAAUUUCUAAGGGUGUUCUGUAUUAAUGAAAUUUAACAUUUUAUCCAAAGAAACAUGAGUUAUAAAUAAAAAAAAAAUGCAAGAUAUCCCAUAGUGCGGAUAGUGGAGAAGCAGCGGAUGAGAUUAGCACAGGAUUGUUGCAAAUGGGUCAAUAUGGGCAAAUUAGAUACUAAUUAUUGCACAUCUGUAAUUACAUAAAUGUUGUAAGUGCUCAUGAGCAACGAUAGUCACUUACCAUCAGGUGAGUCGCCCAUAGUGGCUUAAUAGCUUGACAUGCCACGUUGGUAUGAGAGUUUUUUUUUUUUUAUAAUUUAUGUGGAUUUGAAAAAUGUUCAGUUACAUUAAUAGAACAUCGUCUUAAAAUAAUGUUAAUAAUUUUGAAUUCACCCAGUAGUAUAUAAUACAUUAUUGUAUAUACAUAAGUUAUUGUUACAUACAUUUAUAUUAAGACUUUUAAAAUUAUUAAUAUAAAAUUUACUUGCCAAUUUUGAUAAAUGUUUAAAAGGAUUUACUAAAUAUUGAUCUUAAAAUUGAAAAUUCAUUAUUGCUUUAAAUUAAUUAAAAUAAUAAAUUCGACGUCCAUGAUACGUCCAUUUAAUGUCUACUCGACGUCAAUUUAAUUUGAUCCCAAUUCUAUUGCGUCUAAACUCACCACAAUGUUUCUCGAAUCGUUAUUAAUAAGUAGGUGUAUAGUUGAAAUGUUUUUGUUAAUGUACUGUAAGUAAAUAUUUCUGAUAAGUAGAUUUAUGUGUCUGGUAUUUACAAACUGCUGUCCUCAUGGCGAUAUUGUCGUUAUAUUGUCCUUUGGGAAUUAGAUGCUUUCCCGCGGUAUAAAAUAUCCUAUAUAUUGACCUACAUCUCAAGUUUACACCUUUCCAAAUUACUUAAAAAACCAGUUAAGUAGUUUUUGCGUGAUAUAUACAUAGCCAUGGCCUAGUUACAGUAUUGUAACAACCUGUUUUAUUCAUGUGUAUGAAUGUAUGUAAGGGCAUUCAUCAUUUAUCAGGGAAAACAAUGCUUGUUUCUGUAACAUACACUUUUUUUGAGAAUUUUAUGGAAUUGUUAAUUAUAACAAUAUGAAGCCAUUUCAUUAUGUAUGAAUUAAUAAUAAAUUGAGCCUAAAAUGUUGAAGCUUUAAGCGUGAAGUCAAAGAAUACUAAUUUUAAGUAGAUUUUCCAUUAAGAUAAUUAUGUACAUAACAUUUGUUCGUUAAUUGUAAGUAUCUUUAAUGAAUUGUUUUUUAUAAUUGUGUAUUUUAAAUUUAGAACAUAUUUUAUACUUUUAAGUAGUAUUUAAAAAAAAUAAUAUAAAGUCAUACUCAUAAUGACAGUAAACAAAGAUUGUGGCCAAAAAAAACAGGCUUCAAUUGUGACAGAACAAAAUUUGAGUUUAAAAAUUAAAUUACUUAACCGAUUUUGUUAAAAUAUCUACAGAACUAAUCUGUAAGUAUAUCCUUUAAAAAUAUUUUAAAUUGUUUUAGAGCUGACAGAGUUAUGAGGUAACAAACAAAAAAAAAAAUACAAUCGAAUUGACAAAUUCCUUCUUUUUAAAGUCGAUUGAAAAGAUGGAAGAGAUGCGUCUGUUUUGAAUGUGGGUUAGUUGCAAUAAAUUCGUUUUUUACUAGUAGAGGAUGGCUAUGUUAUACAUCUUUAUUUACUCUGUUAUACAUACUAAGGUAGAUACAAACAUAUGGCGAUUAUAGCAUUAACAGUUGUAAUAUUUUUUCCUGCUUUCUAGAUAGAUUUGAACCUACUUUAAUGGUGUUAUUUCAUGUUUUCAGCCACUGUUAGUCCAUCUGUUUAAUGUCCAUUAUCAAUAGUAAUUACAGUAGAAUGGCAACGCAUGAAGUGUCAUUGACGACACAGUAUAUUCUGUUAUGUCCACAGUGCUGUUUAUAUCUAUAGGCGACGAUUACCACUUUCCAUCAGGUGGGCUGUCAGCUUAUUUGCCAUUCUAAGUUGCAUAAAAAAAGAAAAAUAUACUUGAAAGUAUAAAAAAUGUAUUGAUAUAAACGAGUCUAGACAUAGAUAAAAAUUCGUAUUCGUUUACUUCUUUAUCUGAGACUGAAAUUGUAAAAAUGUUUUAGAUGGUAAUCAGGCUGUUGAUUGCGUGUAAUUAACACGUUCGCUGCUAAUAUACGUAGUACAGUGUCGCCCUCUGCCGUGAAGAGAUUUUAUACCAUCUUCGUUACACACAAUACACGAAAAACCUUUAACGUCGCUUACUGGAUCAUCGUUUUACGUGUCCACGUGUCCACAGAAGUACGGAGUGAAUCGAUAAUAAUUUUUAAAUUUGUAAAUUCACAGGUUUUGGUUAGAGAUUCUAUUUAGAGCUAGUCAAUUGAGGUUUUCCCUAAACACUGCAGUGUGGGGUUCUUAAAAAAAUAGUGUAUUAUAGUUUCUUCAAGUUCAGCAAUACGCACGUGACACCCUUAGUGUUAUAAACCAUAUGCUACAAUGAUCGUUCACCAUCAGUCGAGCUGUAAGCUUGUUUGCCAGCCUCGUGGUAUAAAAAAGCGUCGUCCAGCUAAGCUGUUGUCCACACUGUUGUUUUCUGAUUAUUAUAAAUAAUGUAUUUUUUAUUACAAUUACAAUAAUUAAAUAUAAUGCCAUGAGUUUACUUCAAGUUGCCAGCGAACGGUUUAAUUACUUGUUAUAUUGUAAUAAUAAUUAUAAUAGGAAUAAUCUGAUAUAAAAAAUAAACUUUUAAAUAAUAA